Messenger RNA from Vitrella brassicaformis, 1181 nucleotides. NCBI's taxonomy places the organism in Eukaryota, Vitrellaceae. The record is from the annotation of a GenBank genome assembly.
AGCUUAGCUUGCGCGUCGGUCGGCUGUCGGCUGUUGGUCAGUCAGUCAAUUCCGUCCGUCCGUCCAUCCAUCCAUCCAUUCACUCAGUUGGGAUCAACCACGCACGACAACAUGCAGGCAGGCCUGCAGUAUCUGUAGUGUAGGAUUUGUCAGUCAGAUUCGUAGCCAGCAUCGGAGCCACCCAUGCAGUUGAGUCGGUCCAUGUCAAAGUCCAUCUCGAACUCCUGGGUGGUCGAGAAAUCUGUGACCUGCACUCGUUCAUUGCACACACAGGGAGACACGGGCAGGGAGGGAACCCCGCCCUGCUCACGUACCUUGAUGUUCAGGGUGCAUUGUUUCGAGCUUGAAACUGUGCCUGUAGACGGAUGGCAACGGAGACAGACAGACCGACAGACAGACAGACCGACAGACAGACCGACCGACCGACAGACAGACAGAGAGGAAUGGCCGUCCGUACGCAAACAAGGUGUCCCAUCCCAGGUUGUGAAAAAGUACCCGGCGUGGGGAAGUGGACCUUGCCGACGUCGAGCGUGUGGACGGCGUCGGCGAGCGUGAAGGCCGCAACCAUGCAGUCCUUGCCGCCUCCGGUCGUGCACCGUUUCUUCGUUGCAGGCGUCUCGCACACGAAGUCCUUGACGAUCCGCGUUCCACUGCCGGUGCUGAAAAUCAUCUUGGUUUUCCUGCCGGUGUGUGGACACUGCCAGGCACACUCGCUGCCACCGCCGUCGGGCUCGUCGCCAUCGGGCUCGUCCACCGACUCGGUUCCUCCGAGGGAAAAGAGACACAGGCCGCCGUUUCUGCAAUCAAGCAACGCCUAGUACAUCCCCCCGCGCCAGGCCACCGCCCGGCCACCGCACUGUGGGCGCAGACUGCACACUUACUCGGGCUUGAAGGUCUUACGCAUCAGGGUCCUGACGUAGUUGACUAGUGUGUCGAUCCCAGGCUGCACGACCUCGCUGCUGGCACCGAUGGCAGCCCCACCGGCACCGCUUGUGCUGUUGGUGAGCACCGAGCCCUCCACAGGCAGGAGGGAGGCCAUGAUGAUGACACCAACAGAGAACAACAUUGCAGGCGUCCCCAUUGUCCCGCGUGGCAGGGGCAGCUGACUUCUGCAGCUCAAGAGUCUCAAGCAGACCGUCUAACCACCCCUUUUAGCGACAAGGGUCCAAUCUCGGCGGCAG